Hibiscus syriacus is the source of this 3432-nucleotide messenger RNA. RefSeq names its product serine/threonine-protein kinase Nek5-like. Gene Ontology annotation, molecular function: protein kinase activity; ATP binding. Gene Ontology annotation, cellular component: cortical microtubule. NCBI's taxonomy places the organism in Eukaryota, Viridiplantae, Streptophyta, Magnoliopsida, Malvales, Malvaceae. The coding region runs from base 166 to 3282 and encodes 1038 amino acids. The transcript is spliced from 14 exons. The record is from RefSeq and is a predicted model, not a curated record. Gene Ontology annotation, biological process: microtubule-based process; protein phosphorylation.
GCGAAGAAUCCGGCAAUGUUGUGGAGAUCCCGAGAAAAAAAAAUGUUUUAAGACGAAAAUGAGUUGACGUUCUUUUCCUUCAAUUUUAUUUUUCUCUCCUUAAUCGCUCCUUUUGUUGGAAACGUCGAUUUGGAAGGGGAAAAGUCGAGCAAAGAGUUAAAAGCAAUGGAGUCUCGGAUGGAUCAGUACGAAAUUAUGGAACAGAUCGGCCGUGGUGCUUUCGGUGCUGCCAUUCUCGUUCACCACAAAUCCGAGAAGAAAAAGUAUGUGCUGAAGAAGAUCAGACUAGCGCGGCAAACGGAGCGUUGCAGAAAAUCUGCACAUCAAGAAAUGGCUCUUAUUGCGCGAGUUCAACAUCCUUGCAUUGUUGAGUUUAAGGAAGCUUGGGUUGAGAAAGGUUGCUUUGUUUGCAUUGUUACUGGAUAUUGUGAAGGUGGCGAUAUGGCAGGAUUGAUGAAAAAGUCAAAUGGGGUCCAUUUUCCGGAGGAGAAACUCUGCAAGUGGUUUGUGCAGCUACUUCUGGCAGUUGAAUAUCUGCAUUCAAAUUUUGUUCUGCAUCGUGACCUUAAGUGUUCCAAUAUUUUUCUUACAAAAGAUCAAGAUGUUCGCCUUGGGGAUUUUGGACUUGCCAAAACUCUGAAGGCAGAUGAUUUGGCUUCCUCGGUUGUUGGUACUCCCAAUUACAUGUGUCCUGAACUGCUUGCAGAUAUUCCAUAUGGUUUCAAGUCUGAUAUCUGGUCUCUGGGGUGCUGUAUGUAUGAGAUGGCUGCUCAUUGUCCUGCAUUUAAAGCUUUUGACAUGGCAGGAUUAAUAAGCAAGAUAAAUCGCUCUGCAAUUGGCCCUUUGCCUUCUUGCUACACUCCGUCCUUGAAAACAUUUAUCAAGUGCAUGCUAAGAAAAAACCCGGAGCAUCGACCCAGUGCAUCAGAACUUUUGAGGCACCCUUAUUUGCAGCCACAUGUUGAUCAAUAUAGCCCGUCAUUCAGCUCCCCUUCACUGAAUUGCCCUGCAGAUAAGCAUAUUUCCUCUUGUCGUGAUAACAGGAAAAAUAUGGAUGAGAGUCAGAAUAGUAGCAGCUCAUGUAGUGAUCAAGAUAGUCUGAUUUCGAAUGACAGAAACACUUCCACAGUGGUUUCAAAUGCCAACAAUGAGGUCAUUAACACUGAUUCACUUUCUAAUUAUGUUAAAGAUGGCACCGAGCAGCACCUGCUGCAUGGUGAAGAGAACGGCCCAACAAUAUUUACUUGCAAAGCUGACGAGAAAGGAAUGACGAAACAUUAUAAUUUGGAACAGGGAUUUAAUGUUCAAUCAAAGGAACCAAAAACCAUCAAAAGCAUAGGGAAAGUAGCAGAAAAUGGUUUCGCAAUGAGAGGCAAAAGCAAACAAGCAGUAGAUGAAUUGACUCAAAGAAAUAAUGUAGAGGCAUCACCCAGAGUUCUCAAACCACCGGCUCGAACUUCAAAAUCAAUUGCAGAUUCACCAACUGUUGCUUCUGCAAAACUACCUCAAGAUGCUGCAAAAAGGAUACCGGGAAAUCAUUUGAAGCACCAGCUGCAUUUAACUGAAUCCUCUCCGAAGAGUAAACCUAGACAUGAAGGACUUCCUCCGCCUGGACCUGGGAAGCAUUUUUCUGAAGAUGGACUACUUUCUAAGAGAAGGCAAAAAACUCCUUCCACUGUUGCAAGACCAUCUAUUACAGGAAGAAUGAAGCAUGCCGGAACUGAUAUUUCAUAUAGGGCAAGCAACAUACAAAAGUUAGGAUCUACAAAGAUAAACCAGGAGCGCGAAACUAUCUGUCAUCAGCUGCUCAAUGCUUGCCUUACAAAUGCUUCUAGGGAGGUAAAACAAGAGGCUGUGAUGGCUCUAACUGAAGGGACCCAAACGGAUUGCUGCAAUUUUGUUUCAUCGUCCAUCUCAAUUCAGGCAUUUGAGAUUUGUGAUGAUGCUACAGCCCACUUUAGAAGCAUGAAAGAACGGGCACAUGAUCAUGAGAUAAUUGCCCACGUCAAUAGCUUGGAGUCAUAUCCACCGUACAGCUCCCCUGCUCUGAAAUCUGUUGGUUGCUUAACUGAAGAAUCUGGUCCAACCCAGGAUCUUCCGCAUUCUAGUCCAGUUGAUGCAAAAGGGAGUCCAAGUGCCCCGUUGGACCUUCCAGGCAUGAUUUCUGAAGAAGUAUAUGUUCCUAAAGACGAUACUGCUAAAAGCAGGACAAUUACCAGGGAUGAUGUUCCUUUGUUCCGGACAAGUAGCAGGGAUGAUGCCCCCACAUGCAGCCCAAGUAGCAGGAAUGAUGCCCCUAUAAGAAGGCCAAGUAGGAGGGACGAUGCCUCCGCAUGCAGCCCAAGUAGUCGGAUUGAUGCCCCUAUAAGCAGGCCAAGUAGCAGUGAUGAUGCCUCCAUAAGCAGCAGGUUAAAUAUAGUGGAAAAUGCCCCUGUAAGUGGACCAGCUACUGGGGAAGAUUGCCCCGUUAGCAGGCCAAUUGUGAAGGAUGAAACUGUGGCAAGUAGACUUAGUCACAGGCCUGAUAUGAUGCUCCAUUCACAUAUUUCUUCUACAUCCAGUGGUGAUGACAAGUUCACUGUAAUGGAACUUCUCUCAGCUGUUGCAGAAACUUCACGUUGCAUUUUCUCACCAUUUUCAUUCACCCAGAAUAAUUCACAGCGAGAUAACAGAUCAAAUUUUCAUAAUCAAACAACUGAAAAACCAGUUGAGACCUCUCGUCCUCCAGCUUUAAAUGAGGUUAUACAUAUUAUAUGGCAUAGUAGUUUCUGUGUUGGCAGUGAGCAGCCCAUAAUGGGAAAAGAAGAAAUGGAUAUUCACAAUGUGGAUGUUGGGAAACUCAUAAAUGUUGUGAUCGACGAAUUGGAUAUGAGAAACAUGACUAGUGCAGUGACCCUGAACUCAUCUAUUUGCCCCGAAGUUUCGAGCUCAAAACCAAAUGUUUGUGAUCAUUCCGGUGUUAAAGAAAUGGAUGUUAGGAACUUUGGUUACUCGUAUCGAAAAUCCGAUUCUCCCGAGCCUGCUAACCCCAGCUCUUGUGUGCCAGAAGAGGAGACACCAGCAAAGGGAACAUUGGAUAUCAAGUCUUUUAGGCAAAGGGCAGAGGCACUCGAAGGGCUCCUGGAAUUGUCUGCAGAGUUACUGGAGCAGAACAGGUUGGAAGAGCUCGCAGUUGUUUUGAAGCCUUUCGGGAAAGAUAAGGUGUCCCCAAGGGAGACGGCUAUCUGGUUAGCCAAGAGCCUGAAAGGAAUGAUGAUUGACGACUCUGGACGGAGUUCAUGAAUACUAUUAAUUCUAGGGGGUAAGCGUUCUUUCUUUUUGUUCGUUUCCAUUGUUUAUUCACAUAGCUGUUGUAACUGUUGGCUUAUUGAUUACCAUGCUUAUCCAUUUACAAUUGAAAAUUAUAAACGGAACAUGCAGGUUGUCUUUGGC